Molecule: messenger RNA, 7086 nt
Organism: Brassica rapa (field mustard)
Lineage: Eukaryota; Viridiplantae; Streptophyta; Magnoliopsida; Brassicales; Brassicaceae
Product: basic blue protein
Cellular component (GO): plasma membrane
Molecular function (GO): electron transfer activity
Source: RefSeq, a predicted model, not a curated record
AUAAUAUUUUGGUAUUAAAGACGAAUUGUAUUUAGAAAAUGAUUUACACGAAAUUCUUUGAAAGGUUUGCGAUUUUGAUUUUCUAAAAUUUAAAAUGAUAUACAUGAUUAAAAUAGCUUUCAAGAAACGUCUUUUGGCAGUAUUAAACGUUGAAAAAUACAUUUCAGUGAUUUAAAUCGUUUACUCUAAUUUAAGUCACAAUACUUACUAAGAUUUGAGUUUUAUGAAUAUAUUUCAUAAUAACUAACGUCAAUGGAGUGAAUGGUGACUCAACAAAUGAGCCGACAACCUAACCCGAGAAUGGUUAACCACAGAACACUGCUUACGUAAGUUCUAGUUGUUCCUAGCAACCUAAAUGGACUUCAGCCCAAUUAGUUUGAUGUAUGAAUUUCAAGCAGUGGCAGCAAAGAAUCCACUUCUUUCUGACUACUCUGAAACUGGCUAGGUAUCUUACUGAAGUCAAACCAGUGCUACAUGCGACAGUACUGAUCUAAGGGUGUUAUAUGCGAUAACACUGAUCUAAGGGAAAUAGCUAGCUUUGACGUAUGGAACUGUGGUGACUUUCUAUGCAAAGGUUAUAUCAAAAAUUCUUUGGUGGACCAAUUUUUCAAUGUAUACAAUAAAGUCGAAACAUCCAAACAUCUAUAAGAUGCUUUGGAAAAAAAAAAAUCAAAAUUUACAAUGUAGAUUCAGAAAAAUUUGCUACAACAAAAUUUCUUAAUUUUGUGAAGGUGGACUCAAGACCUAUCAUGGAUCAAAUGCAUGAACAACAAUUGAUCUUUCAAGAUAUCACAUAUGAAGUUAUGAAUCUCUGCGAAAUGUUCACUGUGAAUUGCUUCAUUGAUAAGCUUCUUUCAAACUGGAAAGACUUCAAAAAUUAUCUUAUUUACAAAUAAAACUUUUUUGAUUUUGGCAAACCUGUUUACCCAACUUCAGAAUGAGUCACUAAAACAUGAUAAAAUACUAAAACAUGAUAAAAUAGAUCAUUUUGUACUCAUGAUGCUAAUGUUACUAAAUACAUGAAUAAAGGUAAAUAAAAGAAAAGAUUUCAAAAUUUUGGUUUGAAGAUUGCUUAACAAGCACUUAAGAGCUUCAAGAAACAAAGUUCAACCUCCCAUAAAAAAUAAGCUAGGUGGUGUGACAAUUUUGGUAACCUCCCAUAAACAUCAUAUGCUUUGGUAAGUUUCUAAGUUCCACCAAAAUCUCUAGUCUUUCUAAAGUAAGUUUCGAGAGCAUAGCGCAGAUGUUACAUUCGCAUAUUUUGUUUCGGGUGAUGUAAACAGUCUCACAUACGAACGAUUUAUUAAGUUAAAAAAAUAUAUCAAAUUUUGACUACAUAUAUUCGUCUAUUUUCUUAAUGGUUUUCGAACGUUUCAAUGCCUUAUAUUAUUGUUUCCAACUUGUUUAUUUUGUAAUUUUUCAUUUGGAUUCUCGCGUCCUAACAAAACAAAAAUAAACCAAACAAAAGAUAAUUUGGGUGACUAAAGUCAGUUUACAACUUUACAAAGACAAUGUGUCCAUAAAUGAUAAAUGACCAUAUAUCGUGGAUUCUUGAGACCUUCAAUGAAACAGAACAAAAUAGUAUUAAAUGCCUUCAUAUCUUCUUUGAAAACUCUUUGUGCACUUUCUCUUCAUAUUAUUGUUGGUUUGUUCUUCUCAUUCACUCUCUAUAGACCAUCUCCCUCCCUACCUCUCUGACUGUAUACACUUUCUCAGAAGAUUGAUCGAUGGCCAAGGGAAGCGGCACUGCACCAUGCUCGGCUCGUGCUAUAGUAGCUUUGAUGGUUGUCUCAGUGUUGGUGCUUCAGUCUUAUUACGUUGAAGCUUCGACUUACAUUGUUGGUGAUUCUUUGAAAUGGGCCUUUAAUGCUGUGGACUGGCCUAAAGGCAAACAUUUUAAUGCCGGUGACGUUCUCGUGUUUAACUAUAAUCCGAGUUUUCACAACGUGGUCGUGGUGGAUAGUGGAGGGUACAACAGUUGCAAAACUCCGGCAGGUGCGACAACAUACACUUCAGGCAAAGAUCAUCUAACUUUGUCUAAAGGACAAAACUUCUUCAUCUGCAAUUUUCCAGGCCACUGUGAAGGCAAUAUGAAAAUUGCAGUCACUGCCGUUUGAUUUUCGUCAUGCAUUCAAGAUAGUACUAUGAUCUUCACUUUGUCUAUGUUCUUAAGAAAAUAUAUUAAGCAUCCAAUAAAUUUUGCAUCAUUAAUUAGUUACCCUGUUUUUAUCUUUGUUCUGAUAAGUAUCUGGUUCAAUAUCCGCAGAAGAUAGAUAUAGCUUGAUAAUUUGGAGGAUCCUUCGUUACUUAUGUAGAUUUUAAAAUAGAAAAGCAGAAAUCAUAAACGUGAUAUAAAUUAGAACUUCAUUAAUGGACUUUGUGAUAACGUAAUUGCUGUAGUACACUGGCCAUCAAUUGAACAUGUUAGUGUAUUAAUAUUUGAAGUUUUUGUAUUAGAAAUUUUCGGCAAAAUUUUAAAAUAGAAAUUCUAGCUGUAAAUCUAUUCUGAAUACAGUUUAUAUGAAAAAUAUGCCUGCGACAGUCUGCAACUAAUGAUAUUGUCUUAUACUAUGAUUAUAAUCAGACAAUAAUGUGACAGAUUAAACAAACAAAAGAAAUGUUAUAACACUGAGGAACAAAUCUAUUAGCUUUGGGACGCCCUCUGCAUAUUGAAUGAGUACGACCACACAUUAAAUAUAUAACAACUACUUAGAUUCCACAAUUUAAAAUUUAUUUCAUGUAAGAAGAAAUUAAAAUGUUUAAACUAACUGGUUGAAACAUUACUAAUAUAAAAAACCACAAUCCAGACUUCUUUAGAAAUUGAUCUAAGCUAUCAUUCUUUUUUUUUGUGCAAACAAGCUAUCAUUCAUAUCCAACAAAACAAAAGAAUGUUGUUCAAAUUAGAAACUAGUCAAGCUAGGCUGUUAUAUGCCAUGUUGACCUAUAUCGGUGAAGUUAACCUACAUUGGAUUCCAAAGUAUAGCUAGGUGAGUCUAUAUAAAAACAAGAGUUUGGUUGUGAGAAUUUGCUUUGAUGUCUGACACAUUCUCACCAAAACUGAGGCAGUCUUCUCCAUUUUCCUUGAUCAUUAUGCUUUUCUUUGCAAAUAUUAUAUGAUUAUGAGAAAUAGUUCAAAAAAGAUAAAGUAUAUUAUAUGAUUAUACUAUGGAACCCUUAUACUAUAUAUGUAUCAUUUGUUUUUGUUGUUUAAGAAAUGCUUCCUUUUGUUCUUACGUUGCGUUUUAUAUUUACGUAGACAUGCGUCUAUACAUACACAAAUAAAUUUCAUUAUUAUUGUCAUUUUUAGUCUGGUUUCACUAAACCAAAUUGAUCAUAUCUAGCAAUUUUUUGUACAUAUAUUAUAUAUAUCAUAUCCAAAAUAUACAGUUUAUCUGUAUAAUCCGUAAGGAGUUGAACCAUAAACUUAUGUAUACAUUAUAUGUGAGAUUGAUGAAGUCUUAUAGAUCAACUUGCCACUAUUUAAUUAAGUGGUGGUGACAUUGAAUCAGCUAAAAGUUCGAAAUAAUUUGUUACAUCUAGCUCUAUAAAAUAUAGUAAAUGAAAUAUUCAAUAUAUAGUUAUAUUCACUCAAAUUAAAGUCGGGUGUUUAAAAUUUGAAUGACCUCUUAACUAUAAAACUUACCACUGUUUCAUUCACGUAAUGCCGCGAUUAAACAUUGGUGGGUGAAUACAUAUACGAGUGAUGUAUAUAUACUAAUAAACGCACACACGGUGUGUACAUAAGAGAGUGUAUGGGCGGUAGAAUCUUGGAAACAAAAAAAUGAUUGGAGGAUUGAUUUAACAUAAAGAGAAAAGGGCCUCUCAGCUGUUGAUAAAGACGCAAUAUUUGCAGAAUUAUCAUAGGUUAAAGCUUUAAGCCACAUGCAUGGCCACAUUGUGUAUACAUUUACAUGUUUUAUCACACAUUUACAUGAUUUAUUACAUGUGCCCUGUUUAUAAAUACAUGUAUGUCGUGUCUAUAUACAUAUCCAUUCGUUUUAUGUACAUUACAUAUUCGUACGUAAAGUUAAGUAGUUAACUACUUUUAUUUGGAUAGUUAACAGUAUGACUCUUUGGGCAAAUGGUUUAUGUUUAAGAAACAAAAAGCUGUUUUGGUCAAAUGGUCAAACUGACAAGUGACAACUAACCUUAAACUAUGCACUUGUGUCAUAUAAAUAUAUCCUGGUCUUUUCUGUCUUUCUUAAUUACAUGUUAUUUCAAAAUAUAAAAAUAUCCCAAAAAUUAAUACUAGUAUAGUAUGAAAGAAACUUCACACCCUCCAAGAAGUAUAGUUAAUUAACAACAAAAGAUUAUUCAUUAAACUAAUUGAUGGUGUUUUAGUGGCCUCCAUCAUUUAUUAAGUUUCAUUAGACAUGUUCUUAUUGAUGAAUGCAAAUUCAGGUGACAGCUGUUGGCUGUUGCAGCUUGGAUUGUCCAAAACAUCUACCAGUUUCAUUUAUUUUGUAUACUUACAUAUAUAACACUCCUCACUUAGUCACUUAGAUCAUAGUUUUGAUAAAUAGUUGAAUCUGAAAUUAUGAUGAUUUAGGCCCAAUUAACGAAACUUUAGUUAAGCAAGCUAAGAUUAAGAUUAAGAUAGGCAUCGGAUUCCUAGAAAGCUUGUGGGCAUAGGGAGAGCGUGCAUGAGGUAAUAUAUGUUAAAAGUCAUAUAAGUAAAAGAACAGAAAAUAGACGAAAAAAAAGAAAGAAAGAAAAACAAAAGGUUAGGGUUUUAGAAAAGUCGGUUCAAGUUUCUAAAGUGAGGUGCCCACACGGUUGUAGGAAUCCCAAGCAAUUCAGCAUCUAUAAAUCAUUUUUUACAUUGCUAAUAUUGAUUUUAAUUACUUUCUUUGCACACGUGGGACAGAUGAAUGUGUUUUUUUUAUUUCCAGUGUUGUCUUUAUUUUAUUUCCUGUUAACUUUGUAUGAUGAAUGGGUUUCGGGAAAACAAAAAAGACAAACUCAUGAUGAUAAGGGAGCGGCCUAAUACCCAAAAUUAAGAGCAUAACCUUAUGCAGUAGACAAAAGUGUAUAUAAAACUCUUCUUAAUAUUUUGGUCAAAAGAUAUCAAAUUAAAAGAAAGUACGAUCGAAAAAUUCUCUUUAGUAAUUUCUUUUUGUUGACGAAAAAUAUCCCUUAGUAAUUGACUAAUUUCUUCUAGGGAACGUUUCUGCUUUAACAUUAAAUCUACCCAUAAGCAUCCUUUUAAACUGUCUACAUAUCAAUAACAAUAUAACUCUUUAUAUGUAUUCAUUUAUUCCACUCAAAUUAUGUAUGAGGUACUUCUAUAAUGGAUGUAAAUACAAGUGUUCGGUUUUACAAAUUUCCUAGAACCAUGAUAUUUAAGUGUCAGUCUUGUAUCUGUGACAACAAUACCUAUCUUCCUUUGGAAUGCUCUACAAGAGGCACUCCCAGUAGGUGAACAAUUUGCAAUCAGGAACAUACCUCUUUCAAACCGAUGUGCUCGAUGCAAUGAGGUGGAAUCAGUGACACAUCUGCUCUUCACUUGCACUUUUUCGAGAGAGGUUUGGGCAAGAGCCCCGCUUGCUGAAAUAGUGGAUGUGGAGCGCAUCACAAGCACUAGUGCGGGACUUGAUCAGAUAAGAAGAAUCCCAUCUCUUCCACCGGUGGGACUGGGACCAGGAACGCUGACUGCUUCGAUCUGCUGGAAUCUAUGGAUAUCACGAAACCAAUUGACCUUCCAACAGAGAAAAUUCACACCAGAGGAGACUCUAAAAAAAGCGACCUGUGAAGCUCGAGAAUGGACGCUUGCUCAAACUCCACCGCUAACUCCGAGCCAGAGACCUCCUAGCAUCAACCAGGAUCCUCCUCUAAGUACCUCAACAACGCGCAUGUACACAGAUGCUGCUUGGAACGCCUCAACGGGCUUUGCGGGACUUGGAUGGAUCAUCGAUGAUACGGGAUCGUCAUCAUCAUACUCAGCGACUGCAACCUUUGUAAAGUCGCCCCUCUUUGCGGAAACCUUGGCUUUGCGAAAAGCUAUGACCUCUGCUAUUGAUAAAGGGAUUAACUCUCUCCUGAUUCUCUCGGAUUCUCAGUCUCUCAUCAAGCUUCUGAAUUCAAAGGGAAGGAAUCUUGAGAUCGCAGGACUCCUCAACGACAUUUAUCUCCUAUCUACUUCCUUUAAUGCUAUCCAGUUUAAGUUUAUUCCUAGAGCAAACAAUGAUAGGGCAGACUCUGUUGCCAAACAAGCUCUAGCUGUAAUGUUUUAAAUGUUUAAGUUUUAAUGAGUGCAGUUUCACAAAAAAAAAAAAAAAAAGAACACAUUUUUAAGAAAUUGAAAUUUUAUAAAUCAACCCAAACACAUUACCAUAUGCUUUGAUUUAAUCCAUGAUUAUUAUGUCAAAAUUAAAUAAUACCUACUGAACAAUAAGUCCUAGUAUAUAGUGAUGAAUGAGCUAUGAUCAUCAUUAUUUAGCCACCGUAUUAUGAAAGUUUUUGAACUUCUUAUAAAGUUCUUUUGGUAAAAAAUUCUUAGAAAAAACAAAUUCUUAGAAAAUAUCACGUUUAGUUGAUAACCAGAAUAAGACAUGCGUCUUGCGCAUGGUGAAUUUAUUUUUAUAUAUUAUCGAAUUUUUUUAAAUAUAUUUUAUCAUUUUCAUACAUAUACAAAUUUUUUGUUAUUAUUAUAUAAUUUCUUUCCGAUUGACCGGAUCAAUAUUUAUUAAAAAUUGCAGAACUAAACUAUAUCAUGGGUUGAUCGGAUUGAACAUUAAACAAAUUCUGACACAAAAACCUUAUUUUUUUUCACCGAACACAUUCUUGAAAAAAAAUGAACAGUACUGCUUCCACAGUUGAAUUAUUUUGACAUUUAUCUUCCAUAUGGUUUUGAAAGGUUUCAAAUCAACCAUCAAAUUGAUACAUAUCAUUUUAAUGCUUUUAGUCGUAUGCUUAAGGAAAAUUUACAAUUUUGGUAAUUUAAAGUCGUUUUAAUUUUUUUAAAUAUAACAUAUAAGAAAAAAUAUAACAUAUAAGGUUUCCUCAUUUUUAUGAUUUAAAGUCGUUUUGAAAAAUUUAAAAUAUAACAUAUAAGGUUUCUUCAUUUUUGUAAUUUAAAGUCAUUUU